AUGGCUACAUUUACCAAGAUUCCGGAUUCUGAGACCCCUGUGGUAUCAGUCAACCACCUUAACAAAAUCGCAAAGAUCAAUGACAAUGUCUAUGGAGGUUUCACCGAACAUAUGGGACGCUGCAUAUACGGCGGCAUCUACGAUCCUGGCAAUCCCCUAUCAGAUGAGAAUGGCUUCCGUAAGGAUGUAAUUGAAGCAUUCAAGGAGCUCAAUUGUCCUGUUGUCAGAUAUCCUGGCGGUAAUUUCGUCGCUACUUACCACUGGCUCGAUGGUGUCGGUCCAAAGGACAAGAGACCUGUGAGACCAGAACUUGCUUGGCUUGGUGAGGAGAGCAACCAAUUCGGUACCGAUGAGUUCUUGAAGUGGUGCGAGGUCGUUGGUACUGAACCUUACUUUGCUCUUAACUUUGGCACUGGCACAUUGGACGAGGCUUUGGGCUGGUUGGAGUACUGCAACUCUAACAAGAACACAUACUAUGCCAACUUGAGACGUAAAAAUGGCCGCGACAAGCCUUACAACGUCAAAUACUGGGCUCUGGGAAACGAGAUGUGGGGGCCAUGGCAAGUCGGCCAGAUGACCAAGGAAGCAUACGCAGACAAGGCCUACCAAUGGGCCAAGGCCAUGAAACUGCUAGACCCCAGCGUGGUACUGAUUCUCUGCGGUGAGACUGGUUACAGCACUUGGGACAGCUACGUCCUGAAGGAGUGCGUGAAGUGGGACACUCACACUCUGGGCGGCAGCACAACCGCAUCGCUCAUCGAUAUGCACAGUAUCCACAUCUACACAGCCUCAAACGACCACUUGAAGAACGCAACAGCACCUCGUAGCGCCGAGCGUGCUAUCGAGAUUACUGGAGGACUGAUUGACCUGGUCCGUAUCGAGAACAAGGUGCCAUACACAGUACCAGCGCCCACCAUCUGCUUCGACGAAUGGAACGUCUGGGAUCCCGUUCGUGCUCCCGGUGAUAUCGGUGCAGAGGAGAAGUACACACUGUCAGAUGCGCUUGCCGUUGGAGUAUGGCUGAACGUCUUCGUCCGUCAAGCCAAGUAUAUCGGCAUGGCAAACAUUGCUCAAAGCGUCAAUGUCAUCUCACCUCUCAUGACAAGCAAGGACGGUAUCCUCAAGCAAACGACAUGGUGGCCUCUGCUGUUGUUCUCCAAAUACAUGCGUGGCUGGACCGUGGCAGUCAAUGUACGCUGUGGCGAGUACGAGGGCGAGACUGAGCCAAAGUGGAUCAGAGGUACGAUUGAGACUCCGUGGUUGGAUGUCUCUGCUACCAUCAACGAGGAGGGUGUAGUCAGUAUGGCUGUCAUCAACGUUUCUGACAGCAAGGACUUUUCUACCAAGCUUGAGGGUGUCAGUAGUGAGUCGGUCGCAGUCUACACUGUCACUGGCGAUAACCCCAUGGUUGCCAAUACGAAUGGUAACGAGGACGAGGUUGUCAUCAAGGAGACCAAGUGGGAUGGCAAGGGCGAGUUCACCUUCCCCAAGCACUCAGUCACCAUGCUUAGAUGGAAGGCCUGA
Aureobasidium melanogenum CBS 110374 is the source of this 1524-nucleotide messenger RNA. Its product is annotated as family 51 glycoside hydrolase. Gene Ontology annotation, biological process: L-arabinose metabolic process; polysaccharide catabolic process. Gene Ontology annotation, molecular function: alpha-L-arabinofuranosidase activity. The record is from RefSeq and is a predicted model, not a curated record. NCBI's taxonomy places the organism in Eukaryota, Fungi, Ascomycota, Dothideomycetes, Dothideales, Saccotheciaceae. The coding region runs from base 1 to 1524 and encodes 507 amino acids. The transcript has 4 exons.